Cololabis saira (Pacific saury) is the source of this 1231-nucleotide messenger RNA. RefSeq lists its product as uncharacterized. The coding region runs from base 414 to 1097 and encodes 227 amino acids. The record is from RefSeq and is a predicted model, not a curated record. NCBI's taxonomy places the organism in Eukaryota, Metazoa, Chordata, Actinopteri, Beloniformes, Belonidae. The transcript is spliced from 9 exons.
GUCCCCCCCCCCAGCUUUGAAAUGCAUUAUUUUUACACUAACAAAGCAAAAUCUGCUUUUUGAAAGCCGUGUCGUUGGGUACGAUUGGACACUGUUACUCAUGGGCAGCUUCUUUUGGUUUGCAUUGGGAAGAGGAGAAACUUGAUCAUCAAGUUUACAAUGGGUGUGUGUGUGUAUGCAUUCAUAAUACUGCAUCCUGGUGAAAGACCUGACACAUUUUCUUUUUUGCACAUCAAAUGCUUGUCCCACAAGAAAUGGUUGUGGGAAAUAUCAGGGAGCAUGUUCACAGAUGAGAUGACACCAAAGCUCUGCUGUACCUGUAAUAUUUUUCAUUGAGUACAUCAAGUACAUUUAAAAGGACUUUUUUUUUUUAGGGCAGAAAAAAAAAGAUCACUGUCUGUUUUGUCGCAGAUAUGAGAUAUAGAGCUGUUUUGCACCUUGUUACUGUAACUGUUGUCUUCCUUGUCGCAUGGAAAAUUUUUGUGAAUUCAUUUGAUGACUUGGCAGCAGCAAGAAGCAUUUUUGAGGUUCAGCAUUUCAACCCUGAAAUCAGAGAAGCUGCGACUAAAUCUGCGCCGAAGUGCAGCCUCUCCAGAGACUGUCCACCCGACCACUUUGCUUUGCACAUCAGGAGCGGGGCGGCUGACAUUGUUGGCCCAAAAAUAUGUUUCGAGGGCAAAAUCGUCAUGAGUCACUUAAUAAACAAUGUGGGACCGGGAUUAAACAUGGUGGUGGUGAAUGGUGAAAACGGAGUUGUAGAAAAACACGGAUAUUUCAAUAUGAGUGAUGAAAACCCAGAAGACAUCUUGGCAUACUUGAAGGAGAUAAAACCUGGAAUGAUUAUAUUGGUGGCCUCGUUUGAUGAUGUGGCAUCAAAGCUGACAGAUGAAAUGAAGGAGAUAUUUGUUGGAAUGGGAAGCACUUUGAUCACUUCUGUGAAGCCUAGAGACAACUGGGUGUUUGCUGGAAGAGCAGGGACAAAAAACAAAAGCCCCUUUGAGAAGCACGCUGUUAAUGAUGAGGAAACCAAUGUUUUUGAGGGAUGGCCACACAUGGUGGAGGUGGGAGGCUGUUUCCCAAGAACCCUGAACAUCUGAUGGUGUACUGCUAAACGUGAUGGAGGUUUCUUCUUCAAAAUCAAACUGUUCUUCAAACUGUUAAAGGUUUCCCUGUUACAUGUCACUGUCUGUAAAACUGCUCUUACCAGGUCUGGCACUGCCGUGUUGCAUGU